AGAGAAAACCUAACGAUCAUGGAAUUUCUAAUGGAGUACCUGCUAUCUGUACACGUGUUAAGUUACUGAAGUCGGCUUUUGAUGAGGUUGACCAGCAUUGCUCUCUAGAUAUAUUGCCUAUUCUUUUUGAGGAGGCUCAGGUUCCAGCAAAGUUAAAAUAUCCCUUUCACAGAUCACAUGCUCCAGAUGUAUGUAACAUGUCAAUGCUGCCCAAGGAAGGCAAUAGUUCACAAUGGGGCUCCCAGUUGGCCUUGUUGAGCUUCCUAAAAGUUUAUAAUCCAUUUAAAAGUCAGAUGUGCAUGGAUGCACAGAUGACUUGCCAGAACUUCAAUGAUUUACAACAAAACAUUGGAGAUGUUCAUCCCCCAAUGAUCAUGGAGAUAGAUAUUGAGAAGGAAUAUAAUCAAGCACCGGACUCCGAAGUCGAAAGUUUGAAAAGUGGUGGUGUACUUAAGGUGUUGCAGAGACAGACAAGCCCAAAAGUAGGUGGGGAACUCAUGCAACUACUAUUCGGCCAUGGCUCUUCAAAAGAUAUUCCAGUGACUGAGAGGACUUAUGAAACACCAAAUAACCGGUGGAGAAGAUGCAAACGCAAUGCCUCAUUUGAUUCAAGAAAAGUUGUUCUCCUAUUCUCAGUCCUUUCAAGUUUGGGAACGUUGGUGUUGAUAUAUCUAACACUGAGAGUUCGGUAAAGUGGUGAUGGUCCGGUUCUUGUAUAA
Messenger RNA from Argentina anserina (silverweed cinquefoil), 719 nucleotides. RefSeq lists its product as uncharacterized. Lineage: Eukaryota; Viridiplantae; Streptophyta; Magnoliopsida; Rosales; Rosaceae. The record is from RefSeq and is a predicted model, not a curated record. The transcript has 6 exons.